AUGCCAAACAAUUUUUCACCAGAUCUUGAUGAUGAAUUUGAAGAUCAACUUGAUGAAGUGCUGGAACAAAGGUUACCGGAUAUACAUGCAAGUGAUAUAGACGAACAGGAUUCUGAACAAGAACAGAAUGCUGAUUUGGAACAGAAUGAUGAACAAGAACAGAAUGAUCUGGAACAGGAUGAAGAACAAGAGAUCAAUGAAGCAGAACAAUUUGCUGCAUUGAUAUUCAUGAAAGGUACUACUUUUCAUGGUCACUUUCAGGAAGCAUUACAUGCUUGCAAACAAUUAAUGCUCAAGGGAAAUACACCUGA
Paramuricea clavata is the source of this 311-nucleotide messenger RNA. NCBI's taxonomy places the organism in Eukaryota, Metazoa, Cnidaria, Anthozoa, Malacalcyonacea, Plexauridae. The record is from the annotation of a GenBank genome assembly.